AUGGCUGGACCCAAUCCGCAUUCGAGAAAGUCAUAUCAGAGCGUGCGCACAUGCAUUCAGAGCGUGGGCGACGACGACCUGCGAGAGUCCGCGGUGGCCAGAGACGAUACAGACGAUUCCGGCGAGGACGACGUUCCCGAAGUCUCGUCGCGCGGGCUGCGGCUGCUGUUGCGACGGCCAAACCGAGGGCUGCCUCGACGGAGCGUGAUGGUCGCCGUACAGAGACCUGUUUCCUUCGCUUCUGGGCUCUCUUCUCGCGUCAAGAAGGGCAGGAACAGCAGCCGAGCGUCGUUCUCGGUGGCCACGCUGAGUAUAACUCUGAUGGCCGUGGAGCCGCAAGCGAAGGCUUAG
Molecule: messenger RNA, 351 nt
Organism: Besnoitia besnoiti
Lineage: Eukaryota; Apicomplexa; Conoidasida; Eucoccidiorida; Sarcocystidae
Exons: 1
Coding region: 1-351 (116 amino acids)
Source: RefSeq, a predicted model, not a curated record